GAUUUCUUUUAUUGGGCCGAAAUUUUCCAAUGAAUCCAAUUUACGACUGAAAGCUUGUUUUUCGUUUGAAAAAAUUCGGACAAAAUGAAAUAUUUACAGAUGGUGUUGUCACUAAUGAUCCUGAUAUAUUUUUGUUUGCAAGUGGAUAAGUGAGCCUUUCGCAUCAGGAAGGCGAAAUCUUUUUGUUCUCCGCAAACUGUGCUGUGAGAAGUUUGGCAGAAAUCAGACAAGUUGCUACUGCCUGUUUUCAAGUGAGUACGAAAAACGUUAGGUUUGAGACUUUUCCCUCUCCAUAUCAUUUCUACAUGGUUGUGCACGUGAUGCACUUGAAAGCAUUUGCAGCAUCACCUAGUAAAAAAUCAAGAAUAGAGUGGUGACCGUUCAUGCUUCUUUAUUUUGUGAUUGUUGGUGGAUUUAUCAUAGAUGAAGUUACUGAUACCAUAUAUUUUAACUUGUUCAUUGAAGACUCAAUUGCGACUGGAAGCGUUUUACACUUUCAAUGAGAGAUUUGUGCAAACUCAUACCAAGAGAAUUAAGAAAGUGGUUAAAGGAAUCACCAGAAAUCAAUCCUCAGAAUUGAUAGAUGAUGCCAUGCAACAAGUUCCUAAAAGUAGGAAAAAGAGAAGAGUUGGACCAGUUCCAGGUGGAGAAAACAAAUCAGGGGAACCUUCAAACAAGAAUGCGGACAUAGGUUCUCAUUGUCGAAGAAAAUCCUUGGAAAAAUCAGUGCCCAAGCCACCAAGGAAAAGCCAGAACCCUGGUAAGUAUGCUAUACCUGUGAUGAGCACUCCAGAACCAUCUUUGCAGGCAGCUUGCGGGCAAAAAGCUAUUAAACAAUCACCUGGAAAUGGAAGAGGUAGAGGUAAGCAAAUCCUGAUUUUGAGCAUUCUGAAACCAGCUCUUCUGCUGGAAAUGGUGGCAAAAAUUGUCAGGAAGUUGAUGGGGAGAAGAUAGAUCAGCCACAGGUAGAGCG
Durio zibethinus is the source of this 973-nucleotide messenger RNA. The record is from RefSeq and is a predicted model, not a curated record. Lineage: Eukaryota; Viridiplantae; Streptophyta; Magnoliopsida; Malvales; Malvaceae.